Messenger RNA from Parathielavia appendiculata, 2382 nucleotides. RefSeq names its product oligomeric Golgi complex subunit 6. Gene Ontology annotation, biological process: intra-Golgi vesicle-mediated transport. The coding region runs from base 144 to 2219 and encodes 691 amino acids. The transcript is spliced from 2 exons. Gene Ontology annotation, cellular component: COG complex. NCBI's taxonomy places the organism in Eukaryota, Fungi, Ascomycota, Sordariomycetes, Sordariales, Chaetomiaceae. The record is from RefSeq and is a predicted model, not a curated record.
GGCCAAAUGAACACACAAUUCAACCGUCUCGAAAGUAAAACACGCAUGCUUUCCAGUCGAGGGAAACAAGUCAACCCAGCAUGCCAACAAAAAAAUUUGCUGGUUGACGAGAGUUGAUCUUUCGGUAUCCAGCAUAUCACAGGAUGAGUUCCUCAAGUUCCAGACCGCUCUCGCCGCAGGGCACAACAGCCUCGCCGUCUCUGUCGUCGAAGGCUGCAAAGCCCCUUUCGUCCAAGCUCACGACUGUUCUCUCGUCGUCCUAUGCCGACACGGAAUUCCGAGAAGCUCUUGCCCUUCUAGAUGAGCGGGGCGUUCUGAACACGCCCGAGACGCGACGCCAACUGCGAUUAGAUUCCCAGAAACAAGUCAUUGACAGCAAUGGGGAAAUCAUCGACGAAUUUGCCAAGGUUGCCGAGCAACUCCGGCGCAUCGGCGCCACGAUUAGUCGGCUGAAUGAGAGCUUCAACAAGAUGAAGACGCAGAUCGGCGCAGCCCACGAGGCGACUUCUUUGGCACUGACAGAGGCGUCCAGGCUCAUGCGCCAACGACAACAGGUUGAGCAGAGGCAAGCCCUCCUUAACGCCUUCAACGACAAAUUUGUGCUCUCCGAGGACGAGACAGCGGCACUGACGCUGACCUCGGAGCCCGUCGACGAUCUCUUCUUCAGCACUCUCACCAAGGUAAAGAGGAUCAGUAUCGAUUGUGAAAUCCUCCUCGGAUUUGAGAAUCAGACGCUGGGCUUUGAAAUUAUGGAGCAGACGAACAAGAAUCUCAACAUGGGCUUUCAGAAGCUCUACAAGUGGGUUCAAAGGGAGUUUAAGACACUCAACCUGGAGAAUCCACAAAUUGGCUCACCCAUCCGCCGCGCUCUCCGUGUGUUGGCCGAGCGGCCCGGCCUGUUCCAGAACUGCCUCGACUUCUUCGCCGAAGCGCGGGAGCAUGUUUUGUCCAACUCGUUCUACACCGCAUUGACGGGAACCUCGUCCUCCGGAUUGGAGGACCCGUCUAUCAAGCCCAUCGAACUCGUUGCCCAUGACCCUCUAAGGUAUGUUGGAGACAUGCUGGCUUGGACACACUCGGCCGCCGUGGGCGAGCGGGAGGCCUUGGAAGGCUUGUUCAUCGGCGAGGGAAAUGAGAUUGCCAAGGGAAUCCAGGCUGGUCGGGAGAAUGAGGUGUGGCGGCUUGUUGCCGAAUAUGGCGAAGAGACGGACGACUUCGACGCCGUGAAGACUCUGAACGAGCUUGUAGACCGCGACAUGGCUGGCGCAGGUCGCAUUCUGCGCCAGCGGGUUGAGCAGGUCAUACAGACCAACGAAGACACGAUAUUGGCAUACAAGCUUGCCAACCUACUCAGUUUCUACAAGAGCACCUUUUCGAGGCUUCUCAGCCCCGGCUCGGCCCUCGUGGAGUCGUUGGAGGCGGUCGAAUCCGAAGCAUUACGGCAGUUCCGGUCACUGGCUCGCGACCACGUCGCGGCGGUUCAGGGCGACUUCCAACACACUCCUGCCGACCUGCGCCCUCCCGAGUUCUUGGUCGAUGCCCUGGGACAACUGACUGCCAUAAUGAGGACCUACGAAACGUCAUUUACCUCGUCGGGCGACCGAGAAGAGGAGUUUGCGUCUGUGCUAGUCGAGGCCUUCGACCCCUUCAUAUCCGGAGCGGCCAACAUGGCCGAGUCGCUCCGCGCCCCGUCAAAAUCCGUCUUUCUCGUCAACUGCCUGCUCACUGCCCGGACCAGCCUCUCUCCAUUCGAUUUUACGCAGCGACGGGCGGCCCAGCUCCAGGCACAAAUCGACGAGGAGAAGGCGCGUCUGGUUGAGACACAAUACUGCUUCUUCCGUACCGAGUCGGGCUUGGAUGAGCUGAUAGCAUCGCUGCAGCCGCUGGGAGAUAGCCAGGAGGAUGUAAACAAUGUCUCGUCGCUGGAGGCGGUCCAAGCCCCUGCCCUGAUGCAGGCCAGCCAGCGGCUGGAUGAGUUCCUGCCAUCGGCGCUGAUGGAUGCGGUGGAGAAGUUGAAGAAUCUGCAGGACUCCAAGCUGGUGCAGGAAAUUACGGAGGAAGCGGCCAAGAAGUUCUGCAUCGAUUUUGAGCAUGUCGAGGAGAUGCUGAUGCUGGCCGACGAGAUGGCCGAGCAGCAACAUGGCGAAUCGGACGAGUUCCAGAGUCUCCGAGCCCUGUUUCCUCGAACGUCGGGCGAGAUCCGUGUGCUAUUGUCAUAGUAAUAGCGAUAUGGUAUUGGAUAACAAAAAUCUGGAAGGUAGAAGAGUCUAGCGCUCUUCGAGGGGACUAUCAACCUAUUGUUUAUCACAGCAUUUCUGUCUCAGAUUCUGGACGAGGUAAUUACAUGUUCUGUCACAUGCUGACAUGUCAGCUCUUGCGCAA